Molecule: messenger RNA, 1527 nt
Organism: Trypanosoma grayi
Lineage: Eukaryota; Euglenozoa; Kinetoplastea; Trypanosomatida; Trypanosomatidae
Product: cytochrome p450-like protein
Exons: 1
Coding region: 1-1527 (508 amino acids)
Biological process (GO): sterol metabolic process
Molecular function (GO): monooxygenase activity; oxidoreductase activity, acting on paired donors, with incorporation or reduction of molecular oxygen; heme binding
Source: RefSeq, a predicted model, not a curated record
AUGGCCGUGAUCAGUACUCUUGUGGGGAUGAGGAUUCCGUACCUCGCCGAAUUUGCUAUAUUGGCGUUGAUAGCCUAUGGUGCUGCCUAUGUGCUGACAAUGCUAUACUUUGCCCAGAAGCACAAAUUCCUCGUGUCAGGACCUACCUUUGUGACACCACUUCUUGGUGGAUUGCUCAUGAUGAUUAAGGAUCCCUACACUUUUUGGGAAAAGCAACGUUUGUACAAUCCAAGUGGCUACAGCUGGCAGGCCAUUCUGACACAGUUUGUCGUCUUUGUCACACGCGCUGACUUGUGUCAUAAAAUAUUUGCCUCCAACAGUGAUACCACACUGACACUACAGCUGCACCCCAAUGGAAAAGUUAUCCUCGGGGACAAUAAUAUAGCGUUCCAGAGUGGCCCACAGCACAAGGCUCUUCGUGCCAGCUUUAUGAAUCUCUUUACUACGAAGGCACUUUCUCUGUACCUACCCAUUCAAGAGCGUAUCAUCCGUGAGUACAUGACAGAAUGGGUAGAGAAGUACCCUCACGGGGGCAAACCAGAGGAGAUGCGAUCACACAUACGCGACAUGAACUGUUUGACAUCCCAGACAGUUUUUCUCGGUGAGCAUCUCCACAAUCGUGAGGAGUUUACCCGAAAUUACAACACAAUAACGGUGGGAUUCCUCUCGGCCCCAAUAUAUUUUCCUGGCACGGCACUUUACAAAGCUGUUCACGCCCGUAAGAAGGCCAUGGGUGAGCUACAAGCUGCUGUGAGCCGGAGCAAGGCUCGCAUGUCUCAGCCGGGCGCUGAGGCCCAUUGUCUUCUUGAUUUCUGGACUGCAACAGUCCUAGAAACUGUGAAGAGUUGCGAAGAGGAGGGUGUUGAACCGCCAGCCUACACCUCGGACCAUGCAAUGGCAGAUACCAUGUUGGACUUCCUGUUUGCCUCACAGGAUGCGUCCACUGCGAGUCUAGCCAUGAUAACGGCAACAAUGGCCGAUCGUCCUGAUAUAUUGGAGCGCGUACGUAAAGAGCAAGACAAGCUGUGUGCAGGUGACGCACCGUUGACGUAUGAUUUGGUGCAAGAAAUGACUUUUACUCGCCAAUGUGUUCUGGAGCAGUUGCGUCUGUUCCCGCCUGCACCGAUGGUCCCCAUGAAGGCUCACUCUGACUUUACAAUUGAUGACAAAUUCACUGUACCCAAAGGCAGCCUCAUCAUACCGUCACUUGUUGGGAGUUGUCGUGAGGGUUUUACGAAGCCCGAUGUGUAUGAUCCAGAUCGCAUGGGCCCAGAGCGUCAAGAGGAUCGCAAAUUUGCUAAGCAGUUCAUUCCCUUUGGUGUUGGUCCCCACCGUUGUGUCGGCUAUAACUAUGCUAUUAACCACCUCACGGUCUACCUGGCGUUAAUUUCCCGCUGUACCGAGUGGGUGCGAACACGCACAGCAAACUCUGACAAGGUUCUCUACCUCCCCACUUUAUACCCACACGACUGUCUCUGUACGUGGGGGUGCCGUGCGAAUACGAAGACGACGAACGAAAAUGUGUAG